Parastagonospora nodorum SN15 is the source of this 93-nucleotide messenger RNA. RefSeq lists its product as hypothetical. Bases 1 to 93 code for a protein of 30 amino acids. The transcript has 2 exons. Lineage: Eukaryota; Fungi; Ascomycota; Dothideomycetes; Pleosporales; Phaeosphaeriaceae. The record is from RefSeq and is a predicted model, not a curated record.
AUGCUCAAGGAGGUCCGAGACGAUAACAGAGAGAAUGAUGCAGAACACAUGAAGCCAGGAGUUCCUGGAGCUGAAACUGUGCAGAACCGGUGA